This is a messenger RNA of Fusarium proliferatum ET1, 1023 nucleotides long. RefSeq lists its product as uncharacterized. Gene Ontology annotation, molecular function: oxidoreductase activity, acting on NAD(P)H. The record is from RefSeq and is a predicted model, not a curated record. Bases 1 to 1023 code for a protein of 340 amino acids. Lineage: Eukaryota; Fungi; Ascomycota; Sordariomycetes; Hypocreales; Nectriaceae. The transcript has a single exon.
AUGCCUUCCAACAACGCCGCCUGGCUAGUCGCCGCAAAGACGUCACCACUCGAGGUCAAGGAAGCCCCCCUCACCGGACCAUCUUCAGACCACAUCCUCGUCAAAAACUCAGCCAUUGCCAUCAACCCCGUUGACAUCGCCAACCAAUACGUCGGCAUCUUCCUCCAACCCUCUCAAUACCCUGUUAUUCUCGGCGAAGACGUCGCUGGCACCGUUGAAGCCGUAGGCCCUGAUGUCACCGCCUUCAAGCCCGGUGAUAGAGUCCUAGGCUAUGCGACGUCGCUCGCCACCAAGGAUAAUGCGCACAGCGCAUUCCAGGAAUACACGGUUAUUCGCGCUGAGUGCGCUUCUAAAAUCCCAGAGAGUUUGAGUUUUGAACAAGCUGCUGUUUUGCCACUUUCGCUUGCUACAGCUGCGUGGUCGCUUUUCGGCGAUGUGACGCUCGCGAUGAGAUAUCCUAGUCUGAACCCCACGCCUACUGAGGAAACGGUUCUCAUCUGGGGAGGUUCAUCUAGCGUCGGCGGCUCAGCCGUUCAGCUUGCGAAAGCGGCUGGGUACGAAGUCAUCACGACUGCAUCUGCCAAAAACCACGACUACGUCAAGAGUCUUGGAGCAGACCACGUCUUUGAAUACAAGUCUCCCCAAGUCACCAAAGACAUCGCCUCUCUGCUCACCGGCAAGAAACUCGCUGGUGCAUUUGAUGCCAGCGGUUCAGAAGACGGCAUGAACAGCGCAAGUCAAUCAAUUGUUCACGCCGACGGUCUUCGCAAACUCAUCUGCGUGCGAUCUGUCUCCUCUGAAGUCGCGGGCGUCGAGGCCAAGACCAUUCUUUCGACUAGUAUUAUCAACACCCCUGUUGCCAAGGCUGUUUUCGGGGAUUAUAUACCCGCUGCUCUGGAACAGGGCAAAUUCAAGGCUGUGCCGGAAGCGGAGGUUGUUGGAAAAGGCUUGGAGGCUGUUCAGUUGGGCAUCAACACGCUCGCCAAGGGCAUUUCGGCUAAGAAGAUCGUUGUCACUCUGUAA